This is a messenger RNA of Orussus abietinus, 1056 nucleotides long. RefSeq lists its product as uncharacterized. NCBI's taxonomy places the organism in Eukaryota, Metazoa, Arthropoda, Insecta, Hymenoptera, Orussidae. The record is from RefSeq and is a predicted model, not a curated record.
AUGAUUGUCAAAGAGGAACCAAAACCAGAUCUGAUGAAUCUGUACAUAGAAGAAUUCUGGAAGCAAGCAAGUCGUCUACAUUCUGAAGGAAUUCAAAUUAAAUAAAAAAUUCAGAGAGAAAUUACGUUGCGUUUCACACCAGUUUUUGUUGUCGCCGAUUCUGUUGCACGACCUAUUCUACAAAACAGAUUGCAAUUUAACGACUACUACGGUUGUAGUUACUGUUAUCAUAGGGGUGUACAUAUUAAGGAUAAAGGAAUGAAAUAUCCAUUUUUAGAAAAGGAACCAGAACUAAGAACUCAUUCUUCCCAUGGAGGACUUGGUUCAAGCGAAAGAUCGAGUAUUCUAACUCCCUCGCAACGUAAGGGUAUUGACGAUCUCCUUCUUCUCAUACAACCACCUCGAGAUUUACAUAGAUGCACAGAAAAGAUAUCGAGUAAAAGCAUUUGGAAAGCAACCCAUUGGAAAGCAUGGAUGCUGUACUUUUCUCUUCCAAUAUGCUCCACUUUUAUUGCAAGAGAUCUCUUAGAACAUUUCGCUUUGUUCAUUAACAGUAUGUUUACUUUACUAAAAAUGGAAAUUUCGGAAGAUGAGCUUGAUAAAUGCGAACAAGACUUAUUGACAUUUGUUGCCAAGUACGAAUCAUUGUACGGUGUCGAGCGAACAACUUUUAACAUACAUGUCCUAACACACUUUGUAGAAUCAAUCCGUCAUACCGGUCCUCCAUGGGGAACAUCUGCUUUCCCGUUUGAAAAUAAUAUUCACUUUCUAAAAACCUUUAGUGGCCCCAAAAGCGUCGAACAACAAAUGGUAAAGAAAUUUCUUAAUAUAUUGAAAUACCGGGUUCGGCCACCAGCGGCAAAUAUUUCGAUGGAAGCAAAAAAUGUCUUUACAGGAGGAUUUAGGGUGGACAGCCCGUUACACCUGCGCGAUACUGCGGAUGAGCCAGCGCAUCGCGAGGGUGUGGAACUGCGGAUCAAGGAGGAUCCAAACGAGCUCGGAGUACGAGGAAUCUAUGAAGGUUUCCCGGUGGCGGAGGACUGGGACCGGGAAUGA